GUGGUCUCCAGGAUAUGGUCCAGGCGCUGGAGUUCCCAGUGAUCAGGGAGCCAAAGGCUAUGGUAAACCUCUGUUACCGUGUCUGUGUCUGUCCUUUUUUCUAUUUUCCCUUGUGGUUGUAAUAUUGUGUAGGUAGCGCUGUCGAGUAACAUUUGUUGUGGUCUCUAGGAUAUGGUCCAGGAGUGGGAGAGCCCAAUGGACAGGGUGCUAAAGCAACCAAAACUGGUAACCCCAUACAAUCUAGCUGUCUGUGUGUUAUGUCCACCUGCAUGUGCCAAUCACUGUCAUUUGUAGCAAUCACUUUGUGUCAAUGGCUACAGUGCCUUUGGAAAGUAUUCAGACCCCUUUACUUUUUCCACAUUUUGUUACGUUGCAGCUUUAUUCUAAAAUGGAUUUUAAAAAAGAAUAAUCCUCAGCAAUCUACACACAAUACCCCAUACUGACAAAGCGAGAACAGGUUGUAAGACAUUUUUGCAAAUGUAUAAAAAAAUAAAAUAAAAUAAAAACUUAUUCAGACCCUUUGCUAUGAGACUCGAAAUUGAGUUUAGUUGCAUCCUGUUUCCAUUGAUCAUCCUUGAGAUGUUUCUACAACUUGAUUGGAGUCCAUCUGUGGUAAAUUCAAUUGAUUGGACAUGGUUUGGAAAGGCACACACCUGUCUAUAUAAGGUCCCACAGUUGACAGUGCAUGUCAGAGCAAAAACCAAGCCAUGAGGUCGAAGGAAUUGUCUGUAGAGCGCCAAGACAGGAUUGUGUCGAGGCACAGAUCUGGGGAAGGGUACCAAUAAAUGUCUGCAGCAUUGAAGGUCCCCAAGAACACAGUGGCCUCCAUCAUUCUUAAAUGGAAGAAGUUUGGAACCACCAAGACUCUUCCUAGAGCUGGCCGCCCGGCCAAACUGAGCAAUCGGUGGAGAAGGGCCUUGGUCAGGGAGGUGACCAAGAACCCGAUGGUCACUCUGACAGAGCUCCAGAGUUCCUCUGAAGAAGGACAACCAUCACUGCAGCACUCCACCAAUCAGGCCUUUAUGGUAGAGUGGCCAGACGGAAGCCACUCCUCAGUAAAAGGCACAUGACAGCCUGCUUGGAGUUUGCCAAAAGGCACCUAAAGACUCUCAGACCAUGAGAAACAAGAUUCUCUGGUCUGAUGAAACCAAGAUUGAACUCUUUGGCCUGAAUGCCAAGCGUCAAACCUGGCACCAUCCCUACGGUGAAGCAUGGUGGUGGCAGGAUCAUGCUGUGGGGAUGUUUUUCAGCGGCAGGGACUGGGAGACUAGUCAGGAUCGAGGGACAGAUGAAUGGAGCAAAGUCAGAGAGAUUCUUGAUGAAAACCUGCUCCAGAGCGCUCAGGACCUCAGACUGGGGCAAAGGUUCACCUUCCAACAGGACAACAACCCUAAGCACACAGCCAAGACAACACAGGAGUGGCUUCAGGACAAGUCUCUGAAUGUCCUUGAGUGGCCCAGCCAGAGCCCGGACUUGAACCCGAUCUAACAUCUCUGGAGAGACCUGAAAAUAGCUGUGCAGCAACGCUACCCAUCCAACCUGACAGAGCUUGAGAGGAUCUGCAGGGAAGAAUGGGAGAAACUCCCCAAAUACAGGUGUGCCAAGCUUGUAGCGUCAUACCCAAGAAGACUCGAUGCUGUAAUCGCUGCCAAAGGUGCUUUAACAAAGUACUGAGUAAAGGGUCUGAAUACUUACGUAAAUGUGAUAUAAAAACCUGUUUUUGCUUUGUCAUUAUAAGAUAUUGUGGGUAGAUUGAUGAGGGAAAAGAACGAUUUAAUCAAUUUUUAAAUAAGUCUGUAACGUAACAAAAUGUGGAGAAAGUCAAGGGGUCUGAAUACUUUCCGAAAGCACUGUAUAUGAUAAUACCCUCUAUGAAUGAUGCACCGGUCUUGUUGGCUCUAUGUUUGUGUUUUGUUAAGCACACUGGAAGCAAUUCACUUUUGAUUAAUUGCUUUAGGGAUGGUUGACUUGAAAUUAGAAAUAUUUUCACUGUGGCUUGGAUUUGUGUAAACAUAUCUUUCUGUCUGGUCACAGUUAUGUGGUAAGCAUGGAUGUUGUGUGUCACAGGCUACGGCCUAAUCACAGUGAUAUGUAAUGUGCAUGGAUGUUGUGCUCCGCAGGCUAGGAGCCAAUAGCAGUAUUGUGGGAUGAGUGCUUGAUGUAUGUGUUCCUCAACAGGUACCAGGGUCAAUCACAGUGUGAUGAGUUUAGGGAUCGUGUCCCACAGUCUCAAGUCAAUCGCAGGGUUUUGUGCUGAGCUUUGUUGACUUAUUCCACAGGCUACGGUGCUGGAGCAGGCAGCUAUCCUGGGGCAGGGAACAAUGGCUAUGGAGCAGGUAAUGGAACUGACACUGACAGACAAAAACCUAACCAACAUCUUCUCUCCUUUCAAUGUAUGGCUCACUAUUCUGUGGUAUAAAUAAAAUAAUUGGAAACAUUACUAAAUCUGGCACAGGUUCCAUGUUACCUCUUCACAGUACAUUCUAAUGCAUGUUAGGUGAUGUAAUUGAAAUUCACUUAAAAGUAGAUGAUAGCUUGAGUAAUGAAUGCACCUAUGCUACAGGUCUUGGACAAGGAGGAUACCCCCAGAAUGGAGCAGGCAAAGCUCCAGGAGGUGUGGCUUCUACUUUUUCGCUUUGUCUUUCUAUUUCUGUCUCUCUUUAUAUAUCUCUGUCUCUCUUUAUAUAUCUCUGUCUCUCUUUAUAUAUCUCUGUCUCUCUUUAUAUAUCUCUGUCUCUCUUUAUAUAUCUCUGUCUCUCUUUAUAUAUCUCUGUCUCUCUUUAUAUCUCUGUCUCUUCUACUUUUUCUAUCUUAAUCCAUUUUGCCCUCUUUCUCGCUCUUUCUCUCAAUCUCAGGUGCCAGUCAGAGACAGGAGGAUACCCUCAGGGUGGAGCAGGAGGAUACCCACAGGGUGGAGCAGGAGGAUACCCACAGGGUGGAGCAGGAGGAUACCCACAGGGUGGAGCAGGCGGAUACCCCCAGGGUGGAGCAGGAGGAUACCCUCAGGGUGGAGCAGGAGGAUACCCUCAGGGUGGAGCAGGAGGAUACCCCCAGGGUGGAGCAGGAGGAUACCCCCAGGGAGGAGCAGGAGGAUACCCCCAGGGUGGAGCAGGAGGAUACCCCCAGGGAGGAGCAGGAGGAUACCCCCAGGGUGGAGUAGGAAAACCAGGCAAAGCUGGUGGUGGUGAGGCUUUUACUUUGUCAAUGUCUUUCUCUUUAUUUCUCUCUCUCUCUCUCUUUAUAUUCCUCUCUCUCUCUCUCUCUCUCUCUCUCUCUCUUCUAUCUCUCUCUCCUCUUCUCUCUUCUCUCUUCUCUAUCCUUCUUUCUCUCACUCUCUCUCUUUCUAAUAUCUUUUUUCUCUCACUCUCAUUUGCCCUCUUCCUCACUCUUGCUCUCUCUCUUAGGUGCUAAUCUGGGACAGGGAGGAUACCCCCAGGCCAAUUCAUUAUCACACUUUAGCUCUCUCUUUUUCUAAUUUUCUAAUUUUCUAUGUUUCUCUAACUCUCUUACUAUCUCUCCCACCUUUAAUUUUCUCUCUCAUUUCCAUUUGCCAUCUUCUUCACUCGAUUUUGAUCUCAGGUGCCAAUCUCCCCCUCUCUCUUUUCACUACCCCUCUCUUUUUUCUCUUUAUUAAAUAUCCCACAGUACUCUCUCUAUGAAUGAUGUGCUGUGCUCUAAUGUUUUUUUAUUUGUCACCACAGGUUAUGGUGAUCAAAUGGGAGGAGCAUACCCCGGGGCUGGAGCGGGCAACGGCUAUGGGAAUGGUGAGUCAGCAUGCUUCCCCUUGUCAAAUUCCUUUAAGGUCAAAUGGCUUAAAAUAUAACUACAGUUAGAGGACACUGUAGACUGAAGUAUAGAGCUGAGGCAUUGACGAUGAAAUAUGAGAUUCAACAGAUAUGUUGGGAAUGACUGAGGAUUACAGUAGCAGGGUGAAACAUAGCUGCCUCUCUAGAGCCGGAAGACAACUGCACCAAGGUUGUCACUGAGGAGUGAUCUUAAAUUAGAGAAGGCAGAUCCUCAGGGUCUGUGCCACCAGGAAGUGACCUCGACUUCCUUUGUCCUCAUGCAGGUGGAGGCCCAGCUGGGGGGGCCAAUGCAGUGCCUGCAGGUAUUUGGUGUCGGCAUGUGUCUCUGUCUAUCUGUCUGUCUGUGCAUGGCAUGCACAUGUCCUUCUCUAUCUGUUAAACUUUCUACCCCCUGUACAGUAAGUACUGUUGUGGAAAACUUCUGCCAUAACAUUACACAAGCCCACGCUAAAGCCAGAGGAGUUGGAAAGCUGCAUGCUAGAGCUGGCGCUUUCAAGGAGCAGGACACUAAUCCGGACCCUUAUAAGAAAUCGCGCUAUGCCCUCAGAUGAACCAUCAAACAGGCAAAGUGUCAAUACAGGACUAAGAUUGAAUCCUACUACACCGGCUCUGAUGCUCGUCGGAUGUGGCAGGGCUUGCAAACUAUUACGGACUACAAAGGGAAACCCAGCUGCGAGCUGCCCAGUGACGCGAGCCUACCAGACGAACUAAAUGCCUUUUUAUGCUCGCUUCGAGGCAAGCAACACUGAAGCAUGCAUGAGAGCACCAGCUGUUCCGGACAACUGUGUGAUCACGCUAUCCGUAGCCGAUGUGAGCAAGACCUUUAGACAGGUCAACAUUCACAAGGCCGCGGGGCCAGACGGAUUACCAGGACGUGUACUCAGAGCAUGCGCAGAUCAACUGGCAAGUGUCUUCACUGACAUUUUCAAGCUCUCCCUGACCGGGUCUGUAAUACCUACAUGUUUCAAGCAGACCACCAUAGUCCCUGUGCCCAAGAAAGCGAAGGUAACCUGCCUAAAUGACUACCGCCCCGUAGCACUCACAUUAGUAGCCAUGAAGUGCUUUGAAAGGCUGGUCAUGGCUCACAUCAACACCAUCAUCCCGGAAACCCUAGACCCACUCAAAUUUGCAUACCGCCCAAACAGAUCCACAGAUGACACAAUCUCAAUCGCACUCCACACUGCCCUUUCCCACCUGGACAAAAGGAACACCUAUGUGAGAAUGCUGUUCAUUGACUACAGCUCAGUGUUUAACACCAUAGUGCCCACAAAGCUCAUCACUAAGCUAAGGACCCUGGAACUAAACACCUCCCUCUGCAACUGGAUCCUGGACUUCCUGAUGGGCUGCCCCCAGGUGGUAAGGGUAGGCAACAACACAUCUGACACGCUGAUCCUCAACACUGGGCUCAUCAGGGGUGCGUGCUUAGUCCCCUCCUGUACUCCCUGUUCACCUACGACUGCGUGGCCAAGCACGACUCCAACGCCUUUAUUAAGUUUGCUGUCGACACAACAGUGGUAGGCCUGAUCACCGACAACGAUGAGACAGCCUAUAGGGAGGAGGUCAGAGACCUGGCAGUGUGGUGCCAGGACAACAACUUCUCCCUCAAUGUGAGCAAGACAAAAGGAUCUGAUAGUGGAUUACAGGAAAAGGAGGGACGAACACGCCCCCAUUAACAUCAACAGGGCUGUAGUGGAGAGGGUCGUGAGUUUAAAGUUCCUUGGUGUCACCAACGAACUAUCAUGGUCCAAACACACCAAAUAGUCGUGAAGAGUGCACGACAACACCUUUUCCCCCUCAGGAGACUGAAAAGAUUUGGCAUGGGUUCCCAGAUCCUCAAAAGGUUUUACAGCUGCACCAUCGAGAGCAUCCUGACCGGUUGCAUCACCGCCUGGUAUGGCAACUGCUUGGCAUCCGACCGUAAGGCGCUACAGAGGGUAGUGUGUACGGCCCAGUACAUCUCUGGGACAAGCUUCCUGCCAUUCAGGACCUAUAUACUAGGCAGUGUCAGAGGAAGGCCCAGAAAAUUGUAAAAAGACUCCAGUCACCCAAGUCAUAGACUGUUCUCUCUGCUACCGCACGGCAGCUCUUUUUAAUUAUAUUUCUUGAACUGCAUUGUUGGUUAAGGGCUUGUAAGUAAGCAUUUCACGGUAAGGUCUACAUCUGUUGUAUUCGGCGCAUGUGACAAAUAACAUUUGAUUUGAAAUGUGUGCUUUCUUGUGAAGGUUUUUAACGUGCCCCCUCCUCUCCACAGGCUAUGGCAAUGGCUACGGUGCUGGUGCUGGAGGCAAUGGUUAUGGAGCCGGUAGGUCUCAUCAUCUAUAGCCAACCAACUAACAUCUGUGGGUGGGUGACCAACUACUAACCCGCUCACAUACAGACAUAAUUAUAAUUGAUUGAUGAUUAUAAUUAUGUUUCAGGGAUUGGGUACCCAACAGUGUUAGCGGAUGGUGCUGCUGGGCUGGGAGGCAAGGCAGGCAAGGGAGCAGGAGGUAACCAUUCAUAACCAGUAAUAACUCAUAAUAACUCAAUCAGGUAAUUACUUUAUUCUAUGGAAAUAUGACUCUCUCUCAGUAAGAUGAGGAAGGUCAUUAACACUUUCUAUGAGGUAUAUAUACAAAUAAUGUGUUAUAGUGCAUUAUAACACUUGCUAUAAGCUGUCAUAACAACUCAUGAGUAGUUAUAACAUCCCAACUUAGGAUCUUACUUAGGCCUACUCGAAACAAAUAAAAAUCUUUCAAAGUCUGCAUUGAGUGAGGUAAGAGGGAAGUACAUUUAUUUGGCAGGUCAUAAUCAUAUAACAUGCAAUGUGUAAUGUAACAGUGUGGACGCUAGGUGUAGCAAUUGUCUCCCAUUUGGAAAUAACUAUUGACCAUGCCAAUGUUCUGCCAACCACGUUUUAUCUCCUAUAAUUUUGUUUUAUGAGGGGGUUUUAUUCAUCCCUUUAGGGGACCUCUAUCUAACCACUGAGUUAACCGCCCAGGGGUUCAUCGUUUGUUUUAAUCCUCUGCUAUUCUAGGUCUUGGCGCAGGAGGAUAUCCACAGGGACAGGAGCAAUAUGGUGAGGAAGUCACCCUGAGAUGGAAGAGGAGGGAUCAAGAAGUGGAUAUUUUCCCUAUAAUGUCCUGUCUUGAAAAGAUAGAGGGCAUCAACAAGCAGGAUGUAUACAUGGAAGGAGAAUAACUUUCACCCUAAUUAAUGUUACUAAUCACAUCACACUCCAAAAUGUGCAUGCUACUAACGAAAGUAAUUGUCACGUUCGCUUACAGACGGGUCAGACCAAGGCGCAGCUUGAUAUGCAUACAUGUUUAUUUAAAGGAAUAAACAACCGACAAAACAACAAAACGAACCGUGAAGUCCAAGGCAGCACAACACAACAUACCUUAACUGGAACAAGAUCCCCCAACCCACUAGUGGCAACAGGCUACCUAAGUAUGGUCCCCAAUCAGAGACAACGAGCUAUAGCUGCCUCUGAUUGGGAACCACCCUGGCCAACAUAGAUCUAAACGAUCUAGAAACUAAACAUAGAAAACACAACAUAGAAACUACACACCCUGGCUCAACAUUUAAGAGUCCCCAGAGCCAGGGCGUGACAGUAAUGAAACACUCCCUGGACAUAUCACUGUGUAAUACCUAAUCACUCACCCAAAACACUCCGAAUUACCAUCGGGAACGACCAUCUGAAACAUACCUGAUCAAUUAAUCCAUAAUCAUGUAAUAAUCCAUAAACGUGCAGUAUAUGGAUGACCCCUUUAACCAUACAAUUAUGUUUGUAAAACAUCUGUUUCAGGAAUGCCAACGUAUCAAAAUAUGCAUGUUCAGCACAUCAUUCAUUACAUCAUCUGGAUGAUUACAUCUAAAUAUAUCUUCAUUCUAAAUUCAAUGAUACAUAGCGAAAUAGUCUCUCCAUUUUAUGAUUUCCUUCAGACAAUCAUACAUUCUGUGUUCCACUUCUCAUCUGACAUACUGUCUAUACUCACUCUGAUCAUCUCUGUGUAAUCCAUCUCUGUUUAACUCGCAUGCCUCCUCCUUCAUGCAGUACCCUGUGUGUCUGUAGGGGGUGCUGGCUCUGGUCCUGGUGGUGCUCUGCCCUAUGGGGGCCAGCCUGUGGUCCCCGCUGGGCUGGGGCCUGAUGGUGGGAAGUCGGACGGGUACGGCCCGGGUCCCUACAGGGUUGCUCAGCCUAUGGGGCUGGGGCCUGAUACUGGCCUGGGUAAAUACACACUAAAGAGAGAGGAGGUGAACAAAGGAAGAAGAAGAGAAAAUAGAGGCAGAAAAAGGAUAGAAAAAACGGAGUGGUCAGGAAAAAUAAAGAGGUAGAGAGAUGAAGAGAAGGAUUAGACAAAGAAAAAAGCAAGUCCGUGAUGAACACUGAAGCAGCAAUAGAGGGUCUCAAAGGUCACUGUCAAAAACUCAAGGGUCACUGUCACAGGAAAGCCAGUAAUCAUUGUCAUUUUACACAUUUGCUUACAGUUGAUGCCAUAAUUGAGUCAUAUGUUUUCCAUGCUUUGAUGUGGUCUGUGGGGUGGGAGGAGAGAUGAUGAGACUCUAUAAGCAACCCUUGUGGUGUUCCACAGGGGGUGGAGUCGGUCAGCUUCCUUACAAUGGAGCCCCAGUCAAUACUGCUGGACUAGAUGGUAAGAGCAUUGUGACCCUGCUUAUACAGUGUGGAUGUGUGAGGGAAAAUAAACUGUGUGUGUGUGUGGUUGUGAAUGUUUAUGUGAGGUCUUGUUAUAACAGUAUUAGACACAAUUAAAUACACUUUUUGCAAUACAUUCUCCCAGCAGGUGAUGGAGGCUACCCUUAUGGCGCUCAGCAACUGGGCCUUGGUGGUGGUGAUGGAGGCAAAUCCUUUAGCAAAUAUGGUGAGACUGGUAGUGUGUGUGUGUGAGAGAGAGAGAGCAUAAGAAAGAGAAACAGAGAUGUGUGUGUACUAUCUUUUUAUGUGUGUGAAUAUGUGCGUGUGUGUGUGGUAUUUUCUUUCUAAACCUGUCUUGGUUCUGCUGUCUCCGACUAUCUCUCUAAAGGCAACGGUGGGUUGCCACUGGGUGCACAGCCUUAUGGACCUGAGACUGGUGGUGUUGGUGGUGGGAAACCACCUUGCAAAAAUGGUACAUGUCUUUGUGUACAUGUCUGUCUGUCCUAUAUGCAUCGUCAGUCGCUAUACGUGUGUUUGUGUGUCCGUCCGUCCGUCUGCUCAUGUGGUAUAUAUGUUUUUGUGUGUGUCUUUUGUAGUAUGUCUGAAUGUGUUUGUCGUUGUUCCUCCCAUUUACAUGUGUGUACUUGUCUCUUGUCAUUUCAGGAAAUGGAGGGGGCUAUGGAGCGCAGCCAGCAGGUGAUUAAACUCACACUCACACCCACAACCCCUACACUGCUUAUCUUGGGAAAUUCUGUGUGUGGUAACUGCUUAAGGUGUGAAUGCAUGUGGUUGAGGAAGAGCACAAAUUGUUCAGUGUUAGUCUGUUGUGCAUGUUCUGUGCGUGUCUUGUAAAUGUCCCUUAUGUCAGUGUGUCCUGUCUGUGGUAACUAUUGUUACGACUGUCAUCUUGGCAUGUGACUGCUUAGGCUAUGGUCAAGGACAGCUGGGUGCAGGUCAGAGUGCCCCCUACAGUAACGGUACGUUAUAUAGUCACAUUCCCUGACUGCUCUCUUCUGUCAGAAUAAUCAUAUUAGUUCCUAUCAGUGGAGGCUGGUGAGGGGAGAAUGGCUCAUAGUAAUGGCUGGAAUGGAGUAGAUCCAUUCCAGCCAUUAUCGUAAUUAUAGUAUAGAGAAAGAGAGGGAGAUUAUUGGCUGGAAUUGAGUGGACAGAAUGGAAUGAAAUGUGUUGCAUUCCAUUCCAUCGAAUCCAUUCCAGCCAUUACUAUGCUGUCCUCCCCUCACCAGCCUCCACUGGUUCCUACGUCUAACCAGGGAUGUCCAUUAACGCCGUUGCAUUUUUGUUUGUUCUGUUUGGUUGUUUUGUUGUCUCCUGAACUAACAAAACCUAAAGCAAGGGUCCUCCAAUGUGGAGAUAGAAAAUAACAUUCAGAUGUCAUCUGUUUGCUAAUCUACUGCUCCUCCUUUGUGUCUGACUUUGUGUCUCCUUCAGGAGCAGGAGGGAAGGAAAGCAAAUAUGGUGGUGGUGGACUAAAUGGAUUCUUUGGAAAUGGAGGAUACAAAGGUGUGUGGGUUUGAGUUUUUGUUACUAAUUUAAUGGUUUGUUACUGUGACUCUGAGACAUGAAGUCACCUUAUUGCUCUCUUUAACCAGUUGGGAUACAGAAAACACAUUAAAGAAACAAAGAUUAUCAGGAAGAAGAAAAGAAGGAGAGUGAGAAUAAGAGACUGAGAGAGAGAGCGACACUAGAGAGGGGGAGAGGUUUAGAGCUAUGAGAGGAGUAGAGAGAGAGAGAUAGAGAGAGGGGAGUUUUGGAAAAGGUUUAGGGGGGGAGAAAAGGAAAGGGGAGAGAAUAGAGAGGGGGAGGGAAUAGAGAAGAAGAGUAGAGGAAGAGGAAAAAAGGGGGGGGUAGAGGAAAGAGGGGAAAAGAAAGAAGGGGGAAGGGGAGAGGGAGAGAAGAGAGAAAAGAGGGGAAAAAGAAAUAAUAAUAUAAUUCUUUUAGAAAAUUUUAAAACAAAUAAAUUUUAAAGGGAAAAAAAAAACAAAGGCAAGGAAAAAUGAAAAAAGAGAAGAAGAGAAAGAAAAAGAGAGAGAGGAGAAGGGGGGUUGGGGAAAAAGAAGGGGUAGGAAAAGGAAGUAAAGGGGAGGGGGGGGGAGAGAGAGAUGAGAGGAGAGAGAAGAGAGAAAGGAGAAGAAAAGAGGUGGGGAAAGAGAAGAAAAGAGGGACCGGGGGGUUAUUUAUAUUCUAUAUAAAAGCUUAAAUUUCUAUUUUUGUAUUAUAUGCGAAAAGAUCGUCUUAUCUCUCUCUCUCUCUCUCUCUCUCUCUCUCUCUCUCUCUCUCUCUCUCUCUCUCUCUCUCGCUCUCUCCAGGUUAAGUUAAUCAGCUGAGGCCUUCUUGAAGUGAAUAUUUGUUCCAUUCCAUCAUGUGUUCAUUGUGAUGUUUGUUGUUUGGUCUGUUGUUACUUUUACCCAUUCCAUUUUUAUUCUGUAUUUGUCUGUUUUUUCUUCAUGGUCCCUGUCUUUUGUAUUGUUGUGCGUGACUGUCCCCUCUCUUCCUCUAUGCCCCCUGCCUGUUUUUGGAGAUUGUGUUGCCAGUGUGUUUGUGUUCAUAUCCAUUUCACACUAAAGGUCAGAAAGCAACCGUAUAAUGUCUGUCUGUCUCCUCAUUCUUUUAACCUUGGUAAAAGUUUGGUAAAUGUACUGUACAUGUAAUGUGAGGGUUGAGUUUUAAGAAUGAAGCUCUAUGAGUUGAAAUCAACACCAAAUAAAAUAAAAUUCAAAGACAUGUUCCCAAAA
Coregonus sp. 'balchen' is the source of this 11195-nucleotide messenger RNA. NCBI's taxonomy places the organism in Eukaryota, Metazoa, Chordata, Actinopteri, Salmoniformes, Salmonidae. The record is from the annotation of a GenBank genome assembly.